AAUGAUGCAGCAGCAAACAGAAAUGGAGAAAGAAGAAGGUCUUCUAAAGGGAAAGUCAUAUAUAAAGCUAUGGCUGAUGGUUCUGUUGAAAAUGUAAACAGGCUGUUGUAAACAUACAUUUGCAUAUAGCAUAUAUAUAUUUGUCCAAAUCCAGGUUGAUUAGAGCAUUAAAAACGUGAAAAGUGUUAAAGUUAGAUAAAUUUAGAACAGAUAAAAUGUGAGAUUAAUUUGCGAUGAUGACAGGUUAAAAUUCCAAGGUAUGUUUUGAACCUUGGACUAACUGUACUGAUGCAUCCCUAGUGCUUACAUAGCAACUUAGGUAUGUGUUAGGUUCCAUUGGUGGACCCAUUAAAUCAUAUUUGGAUAUAUGUCCUAAAACACACUAUAAAAAGUAAUUUUAUUGUGGUUUUAAUAGUUAAAGCUAUUUGUUCCUAAUGGUAUUUUAAUGGAAACAGUAGAAUUGUUUUUAUUGAGUUAUUAAUGUGUUUCCCUGUUUACAGUAAGCAACUGUAUGUGUAAUCAUUACUGUUUGGAUGUUUAGUUCGAUUUGACAGCAUCAGAACCAUAUACUGUAACUGUACUUCACACUUCUGUAUAUUUGUGUUAGUUGAUGUCAUCCACUAAAAUGAUGUCAAUAUGUUUUUCUUCAGUGAUGUCAUCUUCUACCUCCCUGCUGUCAGAUGAGUUGUUCCAGUGCUCUGUGUGUCUGGAUGUAUUUACCCAACCUGUUUCUCUUCCAUGUGGUCAUACGUUUUGCCAGUCAUGCGUUCUGGCACAGUGGACGGCAUCUGGUGCCUCCCAUUGCCCCAAAUGCUCAACAGUUUUCCAAAAAACACCAGCAUUUUGUGAAAAUUCUUUCGCUCGUGAGAUGGCUGAACAAAUCCGUAAGCAGAGGGGUCAGAGGUCGUUGGAGCAACUUCCAGUAACCUCAGACAACAUUUUAUGUGACAUGUGCCCAUUGCAAAAGGCAUCACAUGCCAUAAAAUCAUGUCUGGAGUGUGUGGCUUCAUACUGUGAGGUCCAUGUGACUUCACACAACUCCAGGUUCACAAAACACACACUGGUGGAGCCGCAGAGGAGAAUGGACAAACGAAUUUGCAGGAUACAUGAAAGACCCUUGGAGCUUUACUGCAGAUAUGACCAAACCGUUGUGUGCGUGCUGUGCACAAAUACAGAGCACAACACACAUCACACUAUACCACUGGAGACAGAAUGGGCAGAGAGAAAGACUCAGUUACUGAAGACACAGUUGGACCUUAAGAUGAUGAUUAAGGAGAGACGAAAUAAAGCUGAGGAACUCAAGCACUCUCUAAAACUAAGCAAAGAGAACACAGAUAAAGAAAUGGCAUACACCAUUGAUGUCUUCACUUCACUGCUGCAGUUUAUUGAGAGACGCCAAAAUGAACUGCUCCAAAACAUGAAACAAAAGCAGAAAACAGCAGAGACACAGCUGGAGAAACUCAUUAAAGAGCUGGAGAUGGAGAUCACUCAGCUAAACAGUAAACGCUCAGAGCUGAUAAAGCUCUUAUCUUCUGAAGACCAUCUUCAACUCAUACAGUCAUUCCCUAACCCAAGUAUGGUGCCAGAGUGUAAAAGCUGGUCUGAGAUCAGUGCAUAUACAUCUCAAGGAUUGGGUUCACUGAGAGAAGCCCUGACUGAUAUAGAAGAGCUGCUCAUGACUCAAAUACACACCGCUACACAGAGAGAACUUGAGGCAAUAUCCCAAUAUGCAGUGGACAUGACCCUUGACCCAGAUACAGCAAAUCCCUGGUUGCUGGUGUCUGCGGACAGGAAAAGUGUGUGUGAUGGCAAUGUGGAGUGCAAUGUUGAAAGCAAUGUUCAGCGUUUUGACACAGCACCAUGUGUCUUGUCGAAAGAGCACAUCACAGCAGGAAGGAGUUACUGGGAAAUAAGCGUCUCUAAUAAAACAGCAUGGGAUUUGGGAGUGGCCAAACAAUCAGUCAGCAGGAAGGGUUUGGUGACACUGAGCCCAGACAACGGAUAUUGGGCAGUUUGUCUAAGAGACGGCAAUGAAUACAGAGCCUGUGAUCAUGAAUCAGUUUUACUUUCAAUGAGGACUCAACCACAAAUAUUAGGCAUAUUUGUAGAUUUUGAAGAAGGACGAGUGUCAUUUUAUGAUACGACUGCAAAGGUUCAUAUUUAUUCUUUCUGCGGACACCGCUUUUCUGAGAACUUGCUGGCCUACUUUAACCCAGACAUGAAUGAUGCAGAAAAUAACAAAGGUCCAUUGGUUAUACAACCUGUCAAUCUUGCCAAUGGGGCAACAUAUGAUAUUGUCACAAUAUGAAGACAUGGACAGGAAAACAGCACCAUUUUUUCAAUAUUUUACUAUUUGCUUACCUCAACUUAGACAAAUUAAUACAUACCUAUCUUUUUUUCAAUGAGUGCACUUUUAAUCUUUGUACAUCACCUCAUUAAUGUGUUAGCAUUUAGCCUAGCGCCAUUCAUUCCUAUGGCUCCAAACAGGGAUGAAUUUAGACGCCACCAAACACUUCUAUGUUUUCCCUAUUUAAAUGCUGUUACAUGAGUAGUUACACGAGUAUGGUGGCACAAAAUAAACUUUUAUUUGGAGCCAAAUGCUAACACAUUCAAGGGUGCUGUACAAUGAUUAAAAAUGCACAGAUUGAAAAUAGAUAGGUAUGUAUAAAUUAAUCUAAACGGUAGUGUUUUCCUUUAAGAGCAAUAAAGACAUACUUGACUGAGAAAAUUGUAUAAGACUUAUUAAAAUGAUACAAAUUAUGUUAUGAUCAAUUAUCAUUUUAAUGAAUAAGAUGUACUGUACAUAUA
Messenger RNA from Paramisgurnus dabryanus, 2808 nucleotides. It is a transcript of the gene btr33, whose product is annotated as bloodthirsty-related gene family, member 33. NCBI's taxonomy places the organism in Eukaryota, Metazoa, Chordata, Actinopteri, Cypriniformes, Cobitidae. Gene Ontology annotation, molecular function: zinc ion binding; protein binding. The record is from RefSeq and is a predicted model, not a curated record.